Mangifera indica (mango) is the source of this 2941-nucleotide messenger RNA. RefSeq names its product pentatricopeptide repeat-containing protein At3g04750, mitochondrial. The record is from RefSeq and is a predicted model, not a curated record. Gene Ontology annotation, biological process: RNA modification. Gene Ontology annotation, molecular function: RNA binding; protein binding. The coding region runs from base 762 to 2708 and encodes 648 amino acids. NCBI's taxonomy places the organism in Eukaryota, Viridiplantae, Streptophyta, Magnoliopsida, Sapindales, Anacardiaceae. The transcript is spliced from 2 exons.
GAAGAACAUCAAUCAAACACUAGACAUGUUGACCAAAGAAAAAAAAUAACGUCUAUUGGGCCGGGACGUUUCCAUGUAGGUACGUUUGAGCCGUUCAAGACCCGACCCACUGAAACUCAACCACAAGCUAUCUGAGACAGGGUUUUUCUUCAUCAGAAGCACUUGCUAGUUGGGGUUUAAGCUUCUUCUCUUAAGCCAAACUCUUCCUGAAUUUACCUUCUCUUAGAUUUCUCGUUUGUAUUUGGGGCUAUUAAAUUCAAGAUAUCAAGCUAGACAAUGAUGGUUUUUAAAAAGGAUUUGUGAUGUUGAGCAAAUACAGUUCUUGAAGGGAAUGGCUACAAACAUGUGAAGUGUAUAUGGCUAACCCAAUAUUGAAAGUUUUGUAAGAUUUUCAAAUCUGGUGAUAGAUACAUAGCCUUAGAAAUUGACUUCUGUUUUAUAGUUAGUAGAAUAAAUGCUUUUUGGUUUUUUUUUUUUAUUCAUAUUGCAAGAGUUUGUGUUAUAUGAUGGUUUGUUUUGAUAGAGGUCCAAGAUAGAAUCUGCAUUGCUGUCUUUUGGUUGAUGGCUAGUGGAAAUUUUUGGCUUUUAAAUGAUAAUGAUUAUAUGUGUAGAUUAAGUGGAAAAUAUUUGGCAUUCGGUUGGGGUAAUUACUGAUGACUUAAGGUUGGCUACACUGAACUUAUAUCAUUAUUUCAUUGCUGGAAGUCCGCUUGGCAGUAACUUAGCUUUUGAGUAUUUGUUCAUUUGUUGGAUGUUUAUCUAUGUAUCGGUAUGGGAGAGGUAUUCGCUUCCUGAGUUUUACCUUAGCAGUAAACAGAACCAACUGGGAUCCAACUGUAUCACUUGAACUCAAUCACCCUUCUCUCGUUUUGCUUGAAAAGUGCAGUUCAAGAGAUCAUUUUAGACAGAUUUUGGGGCAGAUGAUGAGGACCAAUCUCAUUGGCCAAACAUUUCCAAUGAGCAGACUUAUUUUAUUCUCUUCCAUUGCACACCCAGAAAACUUAGACAUAGCAGUUCUUCUCUUCACUUACUUUACUCCUCAACCAAAUCUCUACAUUUACAAUACCAUGAUAUCGGCUUUGAGUUUUUCCACCAGGCAAGCAUUUUUUGUCUACAAUUCUAUGCUUAGUUUGCAUUUUUGGCCUGAUAAACACACUCUCCUUUACUUGCUAAAGGCCAGUAAAUAUAUGAUAGAGGUAAAACAGAUACACUGUCAUGCCAUUAUUAUGGGACUGCUGUCUUAUGAUUAUUUGAAGAACUCACUCAUUAAGACAUAUAUGGAGAAUGGGCAAACGAGUCUUGCUCAUAAGACCUUUUUGAGUAUGCCAAGUCCAGAUGUUGCUUCUUUCAAUAUCAUGAUUGUUGGCUAUGCCAAGAAGGGAUGUAGUUUAGAGGCAAUAAAACUAUUCCAUGAAAUGGUGGGUUCAGGUCUUGAACCUGAUGAAUUUACCAUGUUAGGACUUGUUGUUUGUUGUGGUCAAUUAGCCAAUGUGCGGUUGGGGAAGUCUGUUCAUGCGUGGAUGGAAAGGAGGAAACACGUUAUCUCAUCAAAUUUGAUCUUGAGCAAUGCUCUUCUAGAUAUGUAUGUCAAGAGUGAGGAAUUAGAGCUUGCCCGAAGCACAUUUGACAUGUUAAUGGUGAAGGAUGUUGUUACGUGGAAUACCAUGAUUGCUGGGUUUGCCAAGGUUGGUGAAUUGAAGAGUGCACAAACUUUCUUUAAUCAAAUGCCCAGUAAGGAUCUUGUUUCUUGGAAUUCUUUGAUCGCAGGCUAUGCCCAAAGUAGUGAUUAUAUGAUGGUGAGAGAAUUAUUCAAUAACAUGAUUGCUCAGAACAUUAUGCCUGAUAAUGUUACAAUGAUUAACUUGGUUUCGAUCGCAGCAAGAGUUGGAGUUCUGGACCAAGGGAGAUGCAUACAUGGAAUGGUUGUGAGGAUGGGGAUAAAAACAGAUGCUUUUUUGGGCUCAGCAUUGAUAGACAUGUAUUGCAAGUGUGGAAGUAUUGAAAGAGCCCUCAUAGUUUUUAGGGCGGUUACUGAAAAGGAUGUCACACUAUGGACAACAAUGAUUAAUGGGUUAGCAUUUCAUGGUUAUGGAAAAAAGGCAUUGCAACUGUUUUCAGAGAUGCAACAGGAGGUAAAGCCCAACAAUGUGACCAUUGUUGCUGUUCUUACAGCUUGUAGCCACUCCGGACUUGUGGAUGAAGGGCUUAAAUUAUUUAAUAGCAUGAAGGAAGAGUAUGGUAUUGAACCAACAACUGAACAUUAUGGAUGUUUGGUGGAUCUUUUAGGGCGAUCAGGGAUGUUGGCUGAUGCAAAAAAUGUCAUUGAAAAGAUGCCAAUGAAACCCAGCCAAUCCAUUUGGGGAGCAAUUUUGAGUGCUUGUCGGGCUCAUGGGAAUUCGGAAAUUGCAGAGAUGGCUUUGAGAGAGUUACUAAAGUUGGAGCCUGAGAAAGGGGGUGGAUAUGUAUUGUUAUCCAACAUUUAUGCUGCUAACAAGAACUGGAGCUAUUCUGACAAGAUUAGAGAGAUCAUGGAAAGCAGGGGAGUGAAGAAAACUGCAGGUUGCAGUAGUGUUGUUGUUGAUGGACAUACUCAUGACUUUGUGGCUACAGAUAAGCGGCAUCCAAGAUGGUUAGACAUGCAGUCCAUUUUGAGUACAUUGAAUAGUGAAAUGAAGUUGAACGCAGAUUUUUUACUGAAGAAAAGUUGAUCUGGGCCAAUCCUAUGACCCUUAACACCAUAAAAUUUUGACUGUUUGAUUUCUUAUAGAAUACCAAGCUCUCUGUAGAAUUGAAUUGUAUUCAGAGCUGGCUUAGCCUUUGCGAAUGCUGGAGAACUUUGACAGCCAAAUUUGGUGAGAAAUCAUUUUUCAAGAAGAAUUGUAUCACAGAGGUGUAUCAAUUGAAUAAUAACCAAGAGAGAAAACCUUUGGAUUUUUGUAAA